AUGCGUAUAUUGUAUAGAGACGAACGCGGGUGAAGUAAAAUCUCUAAUAUGCACCCGUACCAUGCCAGUUAUGCGCGUUAAAUAUGUCUUCCGACCCUCCAACCCAACAAAUCCUCCAUCCCUCGCAAAACAGCUCAUUGUGAGUAGAAUGAGAUCCGCCUUCUGUAUCCCCUACAGAGGUAUCAACAAUAUCCCCACUGCUACUUUGGUUUCUGUCACUGCGAAAUUGAUGUCGAUCGCUCUUUUUAGGGGAUGACAGGGAUGGUCCUGCUCUCUCAGAUUCCUGGGAGUACGUAGGGGAAAAUGGUGCUCUAAAUGGAGUUGGGUGGAGCAUUGUGCAUUUAGUCACGCCUCUCAACCAGUAGAUCUACCGCCACUGAGGCAGCUUUCCACGGUUACUAUACGGUUCUUUGGAGCAGCUCAAUUCUCUACGUUUUGCCAGGCCAGACUCGCACCCCUCGGUCACUCAGUCAAGUAACCGGACCACAAUUUACCGAUCAAGAGCAAGUCUCUUUUCUUUUAUCUUCUCUUGGAAAUCUAAUUGUUCAACAUUUAAAAGUGUGUGAGAAAGAGUGCCGAAAAUUAUUACAAACUUUACUAUUGUUUUGAGAUUUUUCACAUACUUUUCGAAUUGAUUGCGUUGAAAAAUGAGGAUAUUGGAAUAAAAAUGCCUUCUUCUUGUGGUAAACACUAUAUUGUCAAUCAGGUUCACAUAACAAGAAAAAUGGAAUGAAUCCAAUAAACAAUAAAAUCUCUAACGGUCAAUACAAGUAGACUCGAUUUUCAUAGUACGAUGAAAUGUUUUACGCAUUUAAUUGAUUCAUCUUUUGCAAUAAGAAUUUUCAACUACAACUUGCAGUUUUGUAUGAAUUUUCUUUUUGAGCAAUGAAAUUGUGCACACAGAAACAAACGCUAUACUUGAUUGGAAUGUAAUAGACUUUUUAUCGAACUAGGUGAUAAAACUGUAUCAUGGUGGAAAGUGCUUAUGUGAGUGAUUCCCCGAGGUCACGUUCUCCAAUGACCGAACCCUCGAGUCCCUUAAUGCAUGAUAGUCCUGGUAUUUCCGGAUAUAAUCAUCGAUACUUGUAUAAUUAUUCACCUGAGUCAUUUGAACACAAGUUAAAAAUUGCAAUGGAUUCUCAUUCCAAUUCUCACCGCUCUUCUAGAAAUCACGAAUUUCAAGUUCACGAAAGAAAUUUCUCAGGAGGUAGAGAAAGUCCUAUUGAUACAGAACAGGCGAGGUUCAUGCCAAGAGAGUCAUCAAGGCCUAGUUCUUCUGCAAAUUUGAGCACACCUGCGUCUUUGUUUACAAUUGACAGCAUUUUAGCACCAAGGCCAAUUGAUACAGUCACAUCCUCCAAUACAACAAAUGUAUCAAUUAUACAAAGUACAGACGUUAUUAGUUCGCCCAAUAGAACACCAACUGUGCAUCCUCUGCAACAACAACUUCAUCAUCUGGCAUUUAUGCCUGCAGAUUUUCUAGCCGCAGCAUAUCCAGGAUUAUACCCAGGAGGAUAUGUGGCUGCAAUGGCAGCUGCAGGAGUUUCACUGCAUGGACAGCCAGCUUUUUAUCAUACUGGACAUCCUUAUCAAAUAAAUUCAAGUACACCAGGAGUUGGACCAAUGGCAAAAAGAAAACGACGCCAUCGAACAAUUUUUACUGAAGAACAACUUGAACAAUUAGAAGCAACAUUUGACAAAACUCACUAUCCUGAUGUUCUUCUCAGAGAACAACUUGCUCUGCAGGUCGACCUCAAAGAAGAAAGAAUUGAGGUAUGGUUUAAAAAUCGAAGAGCAAAGUGGAGAAAACAGAAAAGAGAAGAACAAGAAAGACUAAGAAAAUUACAGCUUGACCAGAGACCAGCAGAAAGUAUUACUAACACUAAUUUAAAUAGAAACCAUGAUCAUGAUACUGACAGUUCUGAUUUAGAGGUCGCGUAGUCUUUUUAAAAAUUUUAAAUAAAUAACUAAAAAUAAUAAUUAACCGGAUAACUUAAUUUUCUUAUCCUCUAACGGAUAACUGGGGUACUUUAUAACCCCAGGAUUGAAACGUGUGUGUAAGGUUUCUAUUUUUCUGAAAACAACUUCUAUAUAGUAAAUUUGUUUCAUUUUUUAAUAAGGAAAACGAUUUUAUUAUUCAGUUUUCAAUAAAGUAAAAAUAAUGUAGAACAAAAAAAUAUCAAUUUAUAAAAAUUGACAUUUAUUACUUCGAUUGGUAUGUUCCAAAUCACCCAGUCAUCCGUUCUAAGGUUAAGAUAAAAAAUUAGUAUGUAUGUAUACGUUAAAAUGGGCCAUACUAAAAAAACGUUCUGAAAGUUAUUUCUGUGAAAUUUUUAAUAUGCCAUAGCAUCGCGCGGCUCUGAAAAAAUUUUAGGGCUUUGUUGUACACCGAAAAAAUAAUUUGUUAAUAUUUCUACAUGCAACUAUUGUAAAUAAAUGAUGUUAAAAAAUAACUGAAAUUUUUAUGAUAUACUAUCAGUUAUUAACUUUUUCUUAACUAGUUCUGUGUAGAUUAUGCGUAUGUUUCAUGUCAUAGAAAAAAAUAUUUUGUUGUAUAUCAAACUAAUUUAAUGCUAAACGACAGAAUAUGGCGACACCUAUGUGGCUCUUUUGUUCUGUGUCUUUUUUCUGGCUUAAAUCUAGUUGCUUAACAUACUCAAAUUAAAUUCACAUACUACAACUUGUUUUAGACACGAUUAUUGCUUGGGUAUUUUUGGGUAAGGCUCAUACAAAACUGCGAACAUUCGGCUUGUAAAAUGUAAAUGACAAAUGUCGUUUUUUAAAAAUUUUAAAUUUUUAACAAGCCUGAAAGAAAUUUUUGCGUCUACUUAAAUAAACAGAAAUUUAAUUUUUUAUUACACUGAAAGACUUUUAGUACAAUACACCGGCGAUGCGAAAUAAGUAACAGAUC
Molecule: messenger RNA, 2911 nt
Organism: Leptopilina boulardi
Lineage: Eukaryota; Metazoa; Arthropoda; Insecta; Hymenoptera; Figitidae
Gene: Gsc
Product: homeobox protein goosecoid-like
Exons: 3
Coding region: 970-1941 (323 amino acids)
Biological process (GO): regulation of transcription by RNA polymerase II
Molecular function (GO): RNA polymerase II transcription regulatory region sequence-specific DNA binding; DNA-binding transcription factor activity, RNA polymerase II-specific
Source: RefSeq, a predicted model, not a curated record